Messenger RNA from Botrytis cinerea B05.10, 1498 nucleotides. RefSeq lists its product as hypothetical. NCBI's taxonomy places the organism in Eukaryota, Fungi, Ascomycota, Leotiomycetes, Helotiales, Sclerotiniaceae. Gene Ontology annotation, molecular function: glycosyltransferase activity. The record is from RefSeq and is a predicted model, not a curated record. Bases 215 to 1276 code for a protein of 353 amino acids. The transcript has a single exon.
GGAUAUUUCAUCUUCUUUUUCUUUUUCUUUUCCUUUCACUGAUAGGUGUUUAAUUCGUGUUGAUAUCUACCUACCUACAUACCGGUACUCAGUAUCGCUACCCAACAAAUUUUUUUGGUUUUUUUUUAGCAAGUGGUAGUAGUUUUUUUUAUCUUCAUUAACCUAGCCCACCUACCCACCCAUCCACCUCUCCAAGUUCCCCCAAAUCCCCAAGAUGUCCACGUCCAGCUCCAGCUCCGCUGCCCCCUCCCCCUCCCCCACAUCCACACACUUCCCCACCUCCACCACCACCACACCCCCCAGCGACCCCACCGCCGCCUACGCCACCCUCAUAACCUCCCCCUCCUAUCUCCCAGGCGCCAUCCUCCUCGCGCACACGCUCCAAAAACACGGUUCGCAGUUCCCGCUAAUCCUCAUGCACGCCAACCUCCCCCCACAGUACCUCGCUCCUCUCAAGCGCGAAGCCCUCAGCUCCAACAUAGUGCUGCACGCCACCCCCCUCCUAAACCUCAGCGCCAACUCCGGCGUCGCCCCCCGCUUCGCCUCCACCUGGACCAAACUGCAAGUCUUCUCGCUGUACACCUACCCCUACGAACGCAUCUGUUUCCUCGACGCCGACAUUCUCAUUCUCGGCCCCAUGGACGAACUCCUCUACAAACAUCCUCUCCGCAACCCCUCCAUCCCAGGAGAAGCCGGCAAACUCCUCGCCGCCAACCACGUCUGCGUUUGCAAUCUCGAACACGACACCUGGGCCCCCUCAUCCUGGACGCGCGAAAACUGCGCCUACAUAUCUCCAAGCAUCAAUCCUCUCGAACACAUCCAAAACGUACCCUCCGGAUCCUGCGGUCCGCAAACCCACACGCUUCUCAAUUCCGGACUAUUUAUUUUCGCGCCCAGCAAGGAAACUUGGGAGGAUAUGUGGAAAUUUAUCGAUGCGCAUCGAACGGAGCUUUCGAGCUAUCAAUUUCCGGACCAGGAUUUCAUUACCGAGUGGUGGCGCGAUCGAUGGGUGAGCGUGGGCUGGAAAUGGAAUGCGCUGAAAACAUGGCGGUAUUGGCAUCCGGAGAUGUGGCGCGAUGAGGAGGUGAGGGGGUUGCAUUAUAUAGUUGAUAAGCCGUGGAUGAAACGCGUGAGUGCAGAUGGGGUAGCGGGGUACAAGGGAAAUGAUGGGGUGACGCACGGGUGGUGGUGGGAUGCUUAUGGGAAGUGGGAGGAGGAACGGAAGGAAGCGGGGGAGAUGGAGAUUUUGAAGCUGGUGGGGGAAUUGGUGGAUUAGGCUAGGAGGUUAUGAGUUGUGUAUAGAUCAGAGACUGGGGUUGAGGGGUUCGGGGUUUGUGAGUUAUCAAAUCUUUUUGUUUGAUGUUGGUGUUGGGUCGAGCGAUAGAUUGAAGAUUCAAAGGGGAGUUUGUGAAGCGAUAGAAUUUGUAGUACAUACACAGCGUAAUGAACACCCAUGUGUCUAGACCUCAAUCAGAAAAUAUUUCAGCGACACUGUCCA